Molecule: messenger RNA, 1891 nt
Organism: Ochotona curzoniae (black-lipped pika)
Lineage: Eukaryota; Metazoa; Chordata; Mammalia; Lagomorpha; Ochotonidae
Gene: LYPLAL1
Product: lysophospholipase like 1
Exons: 5
Coding region: 1080-1571 (163 amino acids)
Biological process (GO): protein depalmitoylation
Cellular component (GO): cytoplasm
Molecular function (GO): palmitoyl-(protein) hydrolase activity; carboxylic ester hydrolase activity
Source: RefSeq, a predicted model, not a curated record
UUUAAAUAAGGGGAUCAGACUAGGCCUCCUUGUGAUGGUAACACUGAAGCAGCUAACCUUGAGGGUAUGAAUCAUGAGGCUUUUCUAGAUGAGAGAAAAGCUAAGACAAAGACCCUAAGAUGAGUUCUCCGACAUGUGCAGGCAAAAUUAUGAAGGCUAGCGUGCCUCAAAUGAGAAGAGUGGACAUUGGCCAAUGGGGUGUUGGCAUCCAGUUGGUGUAAGCUGGGGGUCAGCGUGCUUUCCUUUAAUGGGUCAAAUGUUUCAGGCUUGGGAGGCCACAUAAGCUCUCUCUCACAUAUUUUUCUUUCUUGCCUGCUUUUUUUUUUUGAGUCUUUAAACAUGAAAAACUCAUAAUUAGUCUAUAUUCUUCAAGACAUUGGCUGAAUAUUUAUUCUUCCCUCUGGCUGGCCUUGGUUUGAGCAACCAACUCCUGGUGUAUGAACUUAUAUAUAUUGCAUUGUAUAGACCUGUUACUUAAUGUGUUUCGUGUCUUGGGUUCACCCACGUGCUCCCUCCUAUAUUGCCCGUUUCUGUUCAUUUUACCUCUUAAAUAUCUCUAGUAUCAAUUCCUGUCUCUCCUGAUAUCGCCUUGGUCUAAGGGUCAGUCACUUCAAGAGCUUCUUGUUAUCCCCACAUCUGUUUGGACCCAAAAUCAUCGCUUCCAGGUCGAUCCUUUAAAAUUAUGCCAUCAUUCUGUCCAAAAUACUUACAGCUUUUCCAUGUCCUUGGGAUUUUUCAGGCUCUUCAGACUUUUCCAUCCUCAUCUUGCAGUCAACGUUCCUACCAUCUGUCUUUGCCAGUUCUUAGGUGGCCUGCUUGUGUCUGUCCAGGAGCCUCAUGCUCGCUUGCUCCUCUGAGAUGUUCUCACCUUCCUGCAGACUUUUCGUUAAAAUCGUGCAACAACCACAUGCGAGAUCCUUAGUUUGUGUCAGUGCUGUUCCUGGCAGUAGAAAAACAAAGAACUCAGUGACUCUGGACUAGGAAUAAGAACAUGGAUCAAGCAAGUUUUAAAUCAAGAUCUAACAUUCCAACACAUAAAAAUUAUUUAUCCAACAGCUCCUGGCAGACCAUAUACUCCUAUGAAUGGAAAUAUCUCCAAUGUAUGGUUUGACAGAUUUAAGAUAUCUAAUGACUGCCCAGAACACAUUGAGUCAAUUGAUGUGAUGUGCAAAGCGCUGUCUGAUCUGAUUGAUGAGGAAGUGAGGAGCGGCAUCAAGAAAAACAGGAUUUUAAUAGGAGGAUUUUCCAUGGGCGGAUGUAUGGCAAUGCAUUUAGCAUAUAGAAAUCACCAAGAUAUAGCAGGAGUCUUUGCUCUUUCUAGUUUUCUGAAUAAAGCUUCUGCUGUUUAUCAGGCUGUUAAGGAAAGUCAUGGGGAACUCCCUGAAUUAUUUCAGUGUCAUGGAACUGCAGACGAGUUGGUUCUUCAUUCUUGGGGUGAAGAGACAAACUCAGAGCUAAGAUCUCUAGGUGUAAGCACAAAAUUUCACAGUCUUCCCAAUGUUUACCAUGAGCUAAACAAAGCUGAGCUGGAAAGGCUGAGGUCGUGGAUUCUAACCAAACUGCCAGGAUAAAUGGAAAGGUAACAUGAAUGAAUCAGGAUUGAUUUCUUAAUGGAUAUGUGAUAUCUUUGUGAUAGUUUUUAUUGCCAAUUAUGGUCAUCAAUUAUAAGAAAUAAUAUGGAUGGUCCUGAUCUGGUUUUAGGAAGCCUUAGUCAAAUAAGGACUGAAAAAUAAAAUUAUGUUCCUGAAUUGAAAGUGAUAAUAGUUGGUGAUAUCUUAUACAUAAUCUAAUUCUCUAUUAUUUGAUGUUCACAGUACUUUUUUAAAGAUUUGUAAAAUAGCCAUCAUUCCAGUUCUGCAAAAAAAAUACAUGUAUUCUUGCUUUCAUUCAA